GCCCACUGUGUUUUUGAUCACUACUGAUUGAAGGGCUCAUGGAUCAUCAACCGCUCAGCAUAGAAAAAGCGGUGUCAGCAAUAUUCAACACACUACAGCGGCUUCAUUUCCAGCCUCCCAGUCGAACCCACACGCUAUGCGCCAAGCUGCUGGAGACGGUAGCCGUCUAUAUGCUCUCCCAGUCGGUUGCCAUCAUGCUGGUCGGCUGGAAACUAUGGGAUUUCGGAUCCAGAGUGGCUGUCAUGGAGAACCUCACCUUUUCCUUCGGAUUCUUCUCAAUAUCCUCUGACCUGUACCUCAUGGCGAAUCGCACCCACGAACUGAUAACUAUGAUACGAUCCAAGUAUUACCACUUCGAAGAUUACAAUCCUAAGAUCAAAGAUCACAACUCCAGUUCAAUUCAUAGGCAGAAGAUGGAAAUGAUAGAAACCAUGGAAAAAUCCACAGUUGACGAAGUUAUCAUGAUUGAAAAGAUCCUGAAAUGUUUGUUUAUCGGAUACAUGACGUUACCAGCGGCCAGUAUCAUAUCCUACUAUCUCCAUCUCUCAAAAAUCGAGGAUCUUCGUCUCCCCUUCAUCAUAUUCGUACCCAAACUCUACCCAAUCUCUCUCAUCUUCUCCUCAAUCUACCAGUAUCUAUUCUCAACCUGUCUCAACAUAAUCUACAUUUUCUACACGGCUGUAAUCAGUUUAGCAGUGUUCAAGAUUAUGCUGCUGUCAGUCAACAAUGUCCUGAUCGAAAUGAAACUGUUUCAUAUGAAUUUUGAGGAGAUUGACUUGUUUCUUGAGGUGGAGAAAGGGAGAGGAUUUGAGGAUAUGGUGGUUGGAGGAAGGGUUGAUAAACGUUUGAAGGAGAUGAUGAGACAUGUGGUGGAGCAUCAUAAGGUGAUUUUCAGGAAGGUCGGUAUCUUGAACUCAGGCCUGAAAUUUCGUCUGUUCUACUUCAACACGUUCUCAUGUCUACAAAUUUGUUUAUCAAUUUUCAGCUUCAUGAGAAAAACAAACAAAUUCUCCUCACUUGUCCAAUUACAACGGUUCAGUGAAGGCUUGAAUUUGUGCUAA
Molecule: messenger RNA, 1061 nt
Organism: Nilaparvata lugens (brown planthopper)
Lineage: Eukaryota; Metazoa; Arthropoda; Insecta; Hemiptera; Delphacidae
Exons: 4
Coding region: 39-1061 (340 amino acids)
Source: RefSeq, a predicted model, not a curated record